Triticum turgidum subsp. durum (durum wheat) is the source of this 1134-nucleotide messenger RNA. Lineage: Eukaryota; Viridiplantae; Streptophyta; Magnoliopsida; Poales; Poaceae. The record is from the annotation of a GenBank genome assembly.
AUGGCCGACAAGGAGAACGCGGCCCCCGCCGCGGCGGCGGGCCCCCGGCUCACCCGUGCCGCGGCCAAGCGCGCCGCCACCUGCUCCGCGGGCCCCUCCGGCGGCGCCAAGCGGAAGCGGGUGGCGCUCAGCGAGCUCCCCAUCGUCUCCAACGCGGGGAUCGUCCUCCGCCAGCCGUCGAAGCCAGCCAAGCCCGCGGCUGCGGCCGAGGGGGAGGAGGAGCACGGGGACGUGAGCAGGUGCGCGUCCACCUCGCCGACCCUCGCCAGGGAGGAGGUCAGCGGCGGCGGCGGCGGCGAAACCCAGCUCAGCGGGUCCUACGCCUCCGACAUCUACACCUACCUCCGCACUAUGGAGGUGGAGGCGCCGCGCCGGCCAGCGGCUGACUAUAUCGAGGCGGUGCAGACGGACGUGACGGCGAACAUGCGGGCUAUCCUAAUCGACUGGCUCGUCGAGGUCGCCGAGGAGUACAAGCUCGUUGCCGACACGCUUUACCUCACCGUCUCCUAUGUCGACCGCUUCCUCUCUGCCAACCCUCUCGGGCGCAACAAGCUGCAGCUCCUUGGCGUCGCCGCAAUGCUCAUUGCUUCGAAGUACGAGGAGAUCAGUCCCCCGCAUGUGGAGGACUUCUGCUACAUCACGGACAACACCUACACCAGGCAGGAGCUUCUCACCAUGGAGAGCGACAUACUCAAGCUCCUCAACUUCGAGAUAGGCAGUCCGACCAUCAAGACCUUCCUCAGGCGGUUUACAAGAUCUGGCCCAGAAGACAAGAAGCGCUCCAGCUUAUUACUGGAGUUCAUGGGUAGCUAUCUUGCUGAGCUGAGUCUUCUGGACUACAGCUGUCUCUGGUUCUUGCCAUCAGUGGUUGCUGCUUCAUCACUUUUUCUUGCUAGGCUGACCAUUGGACCAGACACUAAUCCGUGGGGCAAGGAAAUGCAUAAACUGACAGGCUACAAGGCAUCAGAGCUGAAGGAUUGCAUUAUAGCCAUACAUGAUUUGCAGCUCAGUAGAAAGGGUCCAUCUUUACCAGCAAUUCGAGACAAGUAUAAGCAACACAGGUUCAAAUGUGUAUCGAUGUUGCUUCCUCCUGUCGAGAUCCCUGCAUUGUACUUCCAAGACUUAACAGAGUAG